UGAUUAAAAGUCGUGUACGCUCCGAUAGUUGAUAUAUUAGUCCGCAAGUUGCGAUCAAUUUCCCACACGGGCACGAAGGAAGUGAUGGCCGAUGGGCGGAGCAGCAAAGUAUGUGUAAUUGUAGAAGAAAUAUCAUGCUCGUCGCCUCGCCAUUCAUAAUAUAAACAACAAUGCCCGCUGUUCCGGGCCAAUUAAAUCUAAACCAACAUGUCUUGAACGUGCUUAAGAAUUGCAAUCAUCUUAACCAACUGAAGCAGCUUCAAGCUUUCCUCAUAGCUCUCGGCCAUGGUCAAACGCAGUUCUUCGCCUUCAAGCUCGUUCGCUUCUGCACUUUCGCACUGGCACACCUGGAGUACGCCCGUUCCAUAUUCGAUCAUCUCAACUCGCCCAAUGUCUUCCUCUACACCGCCAUGAUCACAGCUUAUGUUUCUCAGUCCAAUAAUAGGUCGGCAUUCAUCUUGUAUCGCGACAUGGUUCGUCAGGGACGCCCUCGACCCAACCAUUUUAUCUAUCCAUAUGUCUUAAAAUCGUGCCCUGAAAUUUCACAAACUCGUGGCACCGAAUCGGUGCAUGCCCAGAUUGUAAAAUGGGGUUUCAGUCGAUACCCAGUUGUUCAAACUGCUCUUGUCGAUUCCUACUCGUGGUCUUGUUCUAAUCUGGGGGCCGCGAGAGAGCUGUUUGAUGACAUGUCGGAUAGAAAUGUGGUGUCUUGGACUGCUAUGAUCUCUGGAUACUGCCGACAUGGGGAGAUGGGAAAUGCUAUACUAUUGUUUGAGAAAAUGCCCGAGAGAGACACCCCAUCUUGGAAUGCUGUUAUUGCGGGGUGCGCUCAAAAUGGUUUGUUCUCCGAUGCAAUUUUGCUCUUCAAAAGGAUGUCCAUUCUCUCAGAUGGGGGCCACCAUCAAGGAAAUAGACCAAAUCAAGUUACAGUUGUGUGCGCGCUCUCAGCUUGUGGACAUUGUGGCAUGCUCCAGCUUGGUAAAUGUAUACAUGGUUACAUUUAUAGAAAUGCUCUCGGACAUGAUUCAUUCAUCUCUAAUGCUCUUGUUGACAUGUAUGGGAAAUGCGGAAGUUUGAAAGAAGCAAGAAGGGUUUUUGACAAUACUACAAAGAGAAGCUUGACAUCAUGGAAUUCAAUGAUCAAUUGUCUUGCCCUCCAUGGUCAAAGCCAAGGUGCAAUUAAGGUGUUUGAAGAGAUGUUGCGAAAUGAAGAUGAUGUAAAACUAGAUGGGGUUACCUUUGUGGGCUUGUUGAAUGCUUGUACACAUGGUGGGUUGGUUGAGAAGGGUCAGUUUUAUUUUGACCUGAUGACUCAGACUUAUGAGAUUCAGCCACAGAUGGAGCACUAUGGGUCUUUUAUAGAUCUUCUUGGUCGAGCAGGUCGGUUUGAAGAAGCCAUGGAAAUUGUAAAUAGAAUGGAGAUUGAACCUGAUGAAGUUAUUUGGGGCUCAUUGCUUAAUGGGUGUAAGAUUCAUGGCCGUACAGAUUUGGCAGAGUUUGUAGUCAAAAAAUUGAUUGAGAUUGAUCCAAAUAAUGGUGGUUAUGGUAUAAUGUUGGCAAAUAUAUAUGGGGAGUUAGGAAAGUGGGAUAAGGUCCGAGAGUUGAGGAAGCUUUUGAAGGAGCAGAAUGCUCGUAAGACCCCUGGUUGUAGUUGGAUUGAGGUUAAUAAUCAAGUUCAUCAGUUCUAUUCGGUAGAUAACAUGCAUCCCAGAACAGAAGAAAUAUACAAUAUCUUGGAAGUAUUGACUACUUUAUAUUAGGUUGGGGAUGCUGGAGUUACCUCUUAUGGUCAUGAAAAAAAACUACCAUUUGUAAUAUUAGCUAGAAUAUUUUUUCCAUAUCCACCAAUUUUAAUGGUGUGACUGAGAGUUGUGCCAUAUCUUGAGCUUAAGAGCCUGACAUCUAUUUGCUCUUAGUUGAAUUGGACAACAACAAUGAGUUUGAUUUCUGGUUUGCCAUGUGUACGAGAGGAGGGAUGUUUUUGGAGCUAUGUUGGCAAACUUGGGUAGUCUUUUUUCCCUCUAGGUUGUUCAAAAGAGAUUCGUUCCCACCAUUUCUGGUAAGAACUUCAAUUU
Messenger RNA from Malania oleifera, 2075 nucleotides. RefSeq names its product pentatricopeptide repeat-containing protein At1g33350. NCBI's taxonomy places the organism in Eukaryota, Viridiplantae, Streptophyta, Magnoliopsida, Santalales, Ximeniaceae. The transcript has a single exon. Bases 171 to 1760 code for a protein of 529 amino acids. Gene Ontology annotation, biological process: RNA modification. Gene Ontology annotation, molecular function: protein binding; RNA binding. The record is from RefSeq and is a predicted model, not a curated record.